Molecule: messenger RNA, 2000 nt
Organism: Cryptomeria japonica (Japanese cedar)
Lineage: Eukaryota; Viridiplantae; Streptophyta; Pinopsida; Cupressales; Cupressaceae
Product: ultraviolet-B receptor UVR8
Exons: 12
Coding region: 344-1666 (440 amino acids)
Source: RefSeq, a predicted model, not a curated record
GCAUGGAAAAAUAUGUGGAGGAGAGUAAAAUGCGCUUAACUGCUGCCAAGGAUGUCAUUGGAGGCGGACAUUGUAGUCCAUCGUCGUUCCCUGGUUAAAUUUUGUCCUUCAAACCAAACUUAAUCAUGCCUACCCAUUCACACUACCUCCGGCAAAAUUUGAGCCCAGCUUUCAAGGCAGCAGUCGUACCGAAAGAAGGAAGAUUCAGAUGAACCUUUUAUGCUGGUGUACUGUCUGAAAGUGUUACAGUGAAAAUUCAAUUCCGACGGCGUGAAGCUGAGUAUGAUAUUUGUUGGUUACUACCAGCCAUUGUGUUUGAAAUCUCCUAGGGCUGGAAAAAAAUAUGGAGGGAGCGAUCUGUGAGGGAGGGAGCCGCAGAGUGUUGUUGGUCUCCGCGGGAGCAAGUCACACUGUUGCAGUUCUCUCUGGAAAUGUUGUAUGUUCUUGGGGCCGUGGAGAAGAUGGACAGUUAGGCCAUGGAGAUGCAGAGGAUCGCCAUAAGCCAACAAUCAUAAGUGAUCUUGAUGGUUGUGAAAUUACAUCUGUAAUUUGUGGUGCUGAUCAUACAACAGCAUAUUCAGAUACCAGGCUGGUGGUUUACAGUUGGGGUUGGGGAGAUUUUGGAAGACUUGGACAUGGAAACUCCAGCGAUUUAUUUAUUCCACAUUCAAUCAAGUUAUUAUAUGGACUUAAGAUCAAGCAAAUAGCAUGUGGAGACAGCCACUGCCUUGCUGUGACAAGAGAUGGGGAGGUACAAAGCUGGGGUCGCAAUCAAAAUGGGCAGCUUGGCCUUGGAAAUACGGAAGACUCACUUGUGCCUCAAAAGAUUCAAGCUUUUGAGGGUUUGGCCAUCAAGAUGGUAGCCGCAGGUGCUGAGCACACAGUUGCUGUCAGUGAGGAUGGGAAUCUUUAUGGCUGGGGUUGGGGCCGUUAUGGCAACUUAGGUUUGGCUGAUAGAAAUGAUCGAUUCAUUCCAGAAGAGGUGGCCACAAUAAAUGGAGAGAAAUUCAGCAUGAUUGCUUGUGGAUGGCGUCACACCAUUGCAGUUUCAGAUUCGGGUAAUUUGUACACAUAUGGCUGGAGUAAGUAUGGGCAGCUUGGACAUGGUGAUUAUGAGGACCAUCUUGUUCCAUGUCGAGUGGAAGGUUUAAGAAAUUAUCAUAUAGCUCAGAUUUCUGGGGGUUGGCGACAUACAAUGGCUCUUGAUAAAGAGGGACAGAUAUAUGGGUGGGGAUGGAACAAGUUUGGGCAGGUUGGUGUUGGGGAUAAUAUUGAUCACUGCAGUCCAUUGCCAGUGACACUUCCUGUUGAACAGAAAGUUGUUCAGGUGUCGUGUGGAUGGAGACAUACAGUUGCAGUUACAGAUAAGCAUAAUGUGUUCUCUUGGGGCAGGGGUACAAGUGGCCAGUUAGGACAUGGAGACAUCAAUGAUAGAAAUAUUCCUCAACUUGUAGAGGCAUUAAGUGCAGAUGGAUCAGCCUGUCAACAAAUUCAGACAUCUAAAGAAGCAGUUCUAUCUGGCUCAAAUUGGAUAUCACCAUCAGAGAGAUAUGCACUUGUCCCAGAUGAAUCUGGUACCGGCCAAGUUUCGUUGGCCUCAAACAGCGCUUUUGCUGAUGCAAGUGUCCCAAAUUCUGACGCUAAGCGCGUGCGUACUGGACAGUGAAGUAGUAAUAUUUUGUGCAUAUUCACCGGCAAGAAGAUUUAGCUGUUUUAAUUUGGGUAUAGUAACUUAUCUUGUGAAGCUAAUGUUUACAGUCCUUGGAAAACUGUUAGAUGAAAAUUGAUAGCAAAUGUGGAAAUGUUUAUGGCAUACUUCUUGAACUUGUCUAUGACCAGACGAGCCUCGUUAGCUUUUCUUAUGUCUGCAUGGUUGUGGGUACCUGUUUUAGGAAACGUUUUUGUUACUCACACAGACACAAACUUCUACAAACAAAUGAACAAUGUUGUUAGGCAAGUCUUUAUUAUGUAUUAAAAUAAUAGAAUCGAGUUAUCCAUCA